AUGACGUCUACUUCGAUCGGAAGAGCGCGAAGUGGAAGCGCUUCGACGCUCGCAAAUGCGAGGAACAUGAUUGAGCGCACGCUUGGUGGUCGGUCGCGUGGUGGGAGCAUCAGCAACGAGCAUUCCACGCCCAAGACUAGGACGCGGUCGGGAUCCAACCCGCUGUCGCGCCUCAUGAACAGGACAGCAACUCCAACGCAAUCGGAGCACGAGGUCGAUCCAAGCGUCGCGAACGACACUCCCGUCGCUCCUGGCAUCUGCACCCCGACUUUCGGCAACAUGAACUGGAGCCUGCCGCCUCUGGACACUCGCACCGCCCCUGCAUCCCACGAUGACAUGUGGGAUGCUCUCAACUCUUCAGAAGAGCUCACAGAGAUGCUCGAUUCGGAAAGCGUGCCCAGAGACUUUGGUGACGCUGAGAACCACCUUACUCGCCGUUCGCUCGGUCUGGGCUUUGACCCCACUGGACUGGUAGCUUAG
Ceraceosorus bombacis is the source of this 480-nucleotide messenger RNA. The record is from the annotation of a GenBank genome assembly. Lineage: Eukaryota; Fungi; Basidiomycota; Exobasidiomycetes; Ceraceosorales; Ceraceosoraceae.